Molecule: messenger RNA, 5230 nt
Organism: Sarcophilus harrisii (Tasmanian devil)
Lineage: Eukaryota; Metazoa; Chordata; Mammalia; Dasyuromorphia; Dasyuridae
Gene: RIPOR3
Product: RIPOR family member 3
Exons: 20
Coding region: 2098-4884 (928 amino acids)
Source: RefSeq, a predicted model, not a curated record
UCCCAGGGCUAUUGUGAGGAUCAAAUGAGAGGAUAUUUGUUUAAAAAAACAAAACAAAACACUUAGCACCGUUUGCCUGACAGUUAGUAGGAGCUACAUAAAUGCUUAUUUUUUUCUUCUUGUGAAGGGUCUUUCAGAUUCUUGAAUGACCUUGUCACUCUUCCAGGUUCAUUUUGUUUUACUCCCUGAAGGUUUUUGAACUGUCUGGAGAGUCCUCCGCAGCAGUGGAUCAGGGAGCAGGGAAGAAACAACUUGUUUUAGGCAGGCCCUCUCCUUCCCAGAGACCCUCUGACCUGGCGCUCUGGGCUCCCCUGGGGGGGAGGAAUGACCUAGGCAUCAGUUACAGACCUUGUCUUCAGGCUCUCUUUCACCAGGUAACCUAACCUGGCUGAAAUGGAUUCCUGCUGCCAAAGCCAACGCUGGGAAAAUUAUCUUGGGUCAGGAGAGAGAGGGAGGAGGGAGGAGGGAGGAAGUGGUCACCGAAGGCCUCUGAGUCUCCCCAAGCUCCCUCUCCCCUAACCCUUCCCGUUUUCUGCACUGCACAAAAGGAGCUCCAGGCACUUUUAGAAUAAAGGUUUUUUUAUAAUACAAAUCCUCCUGUGAGUGGGAGCUCAGGGAAUCACUUUCACUUCUUUAAUAUGUUAAGAAUUUGUGAUUUCCUGGGUGUGCCCUCAUUCCCUGCCCAGGUAGAGAGCCCAGCCUCACCCAAGUGGUCCUUCACGAGUUACUAACGCUGAAAAAAUCCAUCUUCAUUCAUAGCCAGGAUUAGUGGGGACAGCCUGCCCUUCUGCACUUAGAAAAAGUCCUUAGAAGAGAGACUGGCAGUUCAGUCCCUUGCUUGUGCUCAGGGUCCGCCUAGAGGCCGGGAUCACCUCCGUGAGGCAUCUGAGGUGUGGCUGAUGGGGUUUGCGGGAGCCAGAGUGAAAUUUGUAAACUUUAAAGUUUGAUUUAAAUGCCAGUUAUUAUUAUUGGUCCAGACUUGUGGACUCCUAAACUCCUAAAGAAGGAAAUUCCCUCUACUACUACCACUAGCAGGUCUCCCUGACUUUGACUCUUUAGACAAGACAAGACUCUUCUUCCAGAGGCAGCCAGGAGUCAAACCUAGCCUCAGGCACUUGUUAGCUGUGUGACCCUGGGCAGGUUACUUAACCCCUACCUGCCUCAGUUUGUCACUGCUGUUGUUUUUCAGCUGAGCCUGACUCUCCGUGACCCCAUUUGAGAUUUUCUUGGCAGAGAUACCGGAGAAAUGUUGAUAGCCUGGGCACAAGUGGUGGGUGGAGAUGCUAGCAACUCCUUAGCUAAUUUUUGGUUUGAUAUUUUUUUUAAGGGGAGGGAGAGAUUAGGCAUUGGUAUAAAACCUGCCCAAGCAGCUCCUGAACUUCACAGGGUGAGGACAGUGACAAGGGGCACCUCCCUCCCACUAGAAAUGUCUGUUUUGCCACGGGGACCUGUAGUAAGGAGACUUCCCAGAAUAUUUGGGCUCAGGAGUGCAGGGCCCACUCAGGGCAGAAGUUGCAGUGAGUGGCUGUGCAUGUGUGUGUAAUGCGUAUUGGUCUCUCUACCUGCCUGUGCUUGGCUCUUUGCCUGGGCCUGGCAGUCUGUUGUUUAAUAUUUACUGAAGCUAGGCUCUCCAUGGAACAUCCACACCCUCUAGGAGCUUGCGUAUAGUACAAGGUGACAUGACACACGUAUUAGACAUGCAGCCUAUCUCCCAACAUGUAAUUAUCCCACAAACACAUAUCGAUCAUGGGCUGGGUCAGCUCCUCCGACGGCUCAGAAGAGCAGUGGGUACCAUUUCUCAUCCCAGGACAACCUCAGUCUCUGGAGCUUCCACGCGGGGGCCAGGGUUGAUUCUCCCUCUGGAGCUCAGUGGCCAAGGUGGGGCAGGAGGCUGAAAGAUGCCGUAGAGUCCGGGAAAGGGUGGUUAGGCUCUGGGGAAACAGCUGGGGAUCCUUGCACCAAGUGCCUACAGGUGAGCAACGACAGCGGGGGCCUAUAGCUCCCUCAGCUUGGGAUUCAGCCUCUCCAGAAGUGUCUGGCUUAGGGGAGGAACUGCCAAAUCUGCGGCUGCUGAAGCCUUCGGGGCUCCCAAUUAAGAUGGCUACUUUGCGGAGAUCUCGCUCCAAAAGGAAGUCCCUCCACAGAAACUCGAUGAGAUCAAAAAUGCCUGUGAAAUCCUCCAAGGUCUAUGCCACAAUACGUAAGGGAGCCCCGUGCCUGGACCCCAAGCCCCAGCAAGUGAAGAGGAUAUUUGAAGCUUUGAAAAAAGGCCUUAAGGAAUAUCUCUGUGUCCAGAAGGCUGAGCUGGAUUAUUUAUCUGGCCGUCACAAGGACACGAGAAGAAACUCUAGACUGGCGUUCUACUAUGACUUAGAUAAGCAAAUGCGCUCGGUGGAAAGGCAUAUUCGGAAGAUGGAAUUCCACAUCAGCAAGGUGGAGGAGCUCUAUGAAGGUUACUGUAUCCAAUGCCGGCUACGAGACGGUGCCUCCAACAUGCAGCAGGCCUUUGCUCUGUCUCCCUUGACGAAGGCUUCCCGGGAGAGCCUGGUGGAGCUGUACCGAAACCUCCAGGAGUGCACUGAGGACAUGUGCUUGAUUGAAGGGGCCCUGGAAGUGCACCUGGGGGAAUUUCACGUCAAGAUGAAAGGGCUGGUGGGGUAUGCACGGCUAUGUCCAGGAGACCAAUAUGAGGUAUUCAUCCGCCUGGGUCGCCAGAGGUGGAAGCUUAAGGGCAAAAUUGAGACUGAUGACAGCCAGACCUGGGAUGAGGAAGAGAAGGUGUUCAUUCCCACCCUUCAUGAACACUUUGAAAUCAAGGUCCUGGAGCUUCGAGGCCUGAGCACGCUGCUGGUUGGCACAGUAACCUGUGAGCUUGAGGACUUCUUCACCACUCGGCCCCAGACCAUCGUUGUGGACAUCACUGAGCUGGGGACCAUUAAGCUGCAGCUGGAAGUUACCUGGAACCCAUUUGACACAGAGAGCUUCUUGGUAUCCCCUGGAAUUAGCAAGUAUUCUGUGGGCAGCAGAAAAGGCUCCUUGUAUAACUGGACACCUCCGAAUACUCCCAGCUUCAGGGAAAAGUAUUAUCUUUCUCUUUUCCAGCAGCAGCAGCCAGGGCCGGAGGGCCCGAGGAACAGCCCCCCGCCUCGCUCUUUGUUGAGCUACCUGUCUGAGAGUGACUUGGGUGUGCGUCUUCGGGGGAAGAGCACCGAGAUGACCGAGGGGGACUCUUUCAGCUCAGAUGACCCCAGGGAGACCGAGACGGGAACCUCAGCUUCCACCUCAGACGGGGGCUUCCCCCUCUUUGUUCCCGAUGUCUCCGUUGAAGGGGAGCAGCAGGAAGCCUCAGCGCCGUGCUCAGGCGGGCUUUCACAGAAGGCCUCUCCAGGGGCUGGGGCCUGGCACACUGGGCCGCCUGGCCAGCCGGGCUCUGACCACAUGGAGCUGCUUGGGCCCAGGCGCGGCUCCCUGCUCCAGGAGGGCCUGGUGUUGGACAGCCAGCUGGGGAAGCUGGGCACAGCGAAGCCCGAGGAACCCACGGAGGGCCCUGGACAGUCUGUGGAGAAAGCCUUGCAGGAGGUUCUAGAUUUACUAAAGUUGAUGAAUCCUAGGCAGUCACAACUCCGGGAACUGGAGUACCAGGUUCUCUGCUUCAGGGAUCGAUUAAAGCCCAAGGUCACCAACCAGGAACAUUCAUCCAUGGAGAGUUUGAUGGAGACCAUAUUAGAAAGUUUUGACUUUUUAAAUGCUGACUUCAACCCAGAUGAACUUUCCUUAUUUGGCAGUGGCCAAGCCCACAGCAUAAAUAACGAUGGCACUUCUCAGUCUGUGAAAGCGUCAGCCAAAGAGCUCACAGCAGGGAUUCAUGAGUUAGAUGUGCUUUUGGUGGUUCAUCUCCAAGUGUGCAGAGCUCUUUUACAGAAACUGAUGUGUCCCAACUUGUCAAGACUGGUCCAGGAAAGCCUUCUGGAAGAAGUGCUGCAACAGAAAGAGGUUCUGGAGAAGCUGUCUGUUCUCGAUGUGGAGAAGGUCAGGAACGCUACGUCUGCUGAUGAGCUUAUUCCUCAGGCAAAGAAGAAGAAGCGGUAUCUGAAGAUGUGGAGUGAAUGUACCGGGCCAGGAGGGAACCUAUUCUGCUCAGCAAAAAAAUUCCAAAAUCAACUAAAAAAAAUGUUUCUGCACAAAAUUAAAGGGAAAUAUCCUGGACAACUUGAGAUAGUGUGUCGCAGGUUGCUGGAGCAGGUGGUCAGCUGCAGUGGGUUGAUCUCUGUGGGCCUCUCAGAAGAACUCGUCACUUGGUUCCAGUUUCAGAGAUACUUAGAAAAGCAGAAUGUUACCGAUCUGGAGAAACACUUUGCCCAGCUCACCAAAGAAGUCAUACUCCUUGAAGACCUGCAGUGUGCAGGACGGCUAAAGAAGAUAAAAAAGCUGAAGGGAAAGAGAUUGGGACAGCUCCAGCCACUACCCCAGACUUUAAAGACGUGGGCCCUGCUGCAGCUGGAUGAGAACCACCGGGUACGCAAAGCGGCCAUUGCUCGUCUUUCGGAUGCAGCUGGAAACAGGAGCUUUCGGGAAAAGGCACUCCUUUACUACACUAGUACUCUCUCAGACAGUGACGCAAAACUUCAACAAGCUUCAUGUUUGGCUCUAAAAUAUCUCAAAGGAAUGGAAAGCAUUGAUCAGAUUGCAAGUUUAUGUCAGUCUGAUUUGGAAGAUGUGAGGACAGCUGCCCGGGACUCAACACUAUCAUUUGGUAAAAUUAAGCUAUUAAAUAGAUGUUUCUGGAGAUCUAAAACUUUACCAUUCUGGUUAAGAGGACAGAGGUUUUGGGGAAAAAGAAGCCACACACAGGUCCUACACCUAUUUGCCUGUUUUAUUUGCUGAAUCUCACCCACAAGUUUCUUACAAUUUGACUGUUUAAAAAUAUCAACUAUAUAAUGGGUAGUUGCACAGAUGACUAUUAUUUAUUAUUAUGACUAAAAAACUUUUAUUUUUUACUAAGGCAACUGUUUUGAAGAACAGUUAUAAGGAUAAAGACAUUUUAUUUUCUCUUUAAAAAAUGAGUUCAUCACCCUUCAUCAAAGUCAUAUAGGAUUAAGAUCCCCAAAUUUCUUAAUCCCAGUCUUGUGUGUAUGGUGCUGAGGUUAAAGACUCUUAACUUGUUUAAAAAUAUCAGACAAUCCUGCCCCUAAUCCCAACCUAUGCCAUUUUUAUAAAUAAGUAGUUUUGU